Molecule: messenger RNA, 9142 nt
Organism: Gopherus flavomarginatus (Mexican gopher tortoise)
Lineage: Eukaryota; Metazoa; Chordata; Testudines; Testudinidae
Gene: MRTFB
Product: myocardin related transcription factor B
Exons: 17
Coding region: 357-3668 (1103 amino acids)
Biological process (GO): smooth muscle cell differentiation
Source: RefSeq, a predicted model, not a curated record
UUUUUCUUUGUUUUUAGAAGUAGUUUAGUUUGUCCAGAGUAGAAUGUAUGUUUAGGAAUAGUAUAGUAUUUCAAGGAAGAAGCAUGAGGGACAACAUUGUGCAUAUAAAGGUCCUCCUGAAUGCUUUGUUUAUUGAAUGUAAAACAUGGUAACACUGAAAUACUAAGGCCAGAUUGAUGAUUCAAACCACUUUGAACAAGAAGUUCCUUCCAUACAGAAGAGAGAAACAUACGUUCUUUCAGAUAUUCUCAAUCAACUAGUGGAACCUGCAAUCAGAUUUUUCUCAAGAUGGCUUAUCUGAAGAACUGAGAGAUUCAUCAACGUGCUGUAAUUAAGAGGCCAGUUGCCUGGACACAAUGGACCACUUAGGGACAGCAGACACUGAGGAUGAUUCAGGAUCAUUAACAAAUCUUGCUCCUAGUCCUCAUAGUGAAGCAGUUGCUCAUGAAUUUCAGGAACUCUCAUUGCAGCCUAGUCAGUACUUACCUCCCCUCACUGAACGAAAGAAUGUACUUCAGCUUAGGCUGCAGCAAAGACGGACAAGAGAACAGCUGGUGGACCAGGGCAUCAUGCCACCUUUGAAAAGCCCAGCUGCAUUCCAUGAGCAGAGAAAGAGCUUGGAACGAGCCAGGACUGAGAAUUUUCUGAAGCACAAGAUUCGCAGCAGACCAGAUCGAUCAGAAUUGGUCAGAAUGCAUAUCCUGGAAGAGACAUUUGCAGAACCCUCACUGCAGGCAACUCAGAUGAAACUGAAGAGAGCUCGACUGGCAGAUGAUCUGAAUGAAAAGAUUGCUCAGAGGCCUGGCCCUAUGGAACUGGUGGAAAAGAACAUCCUUCCUGUAGACUCCAGUGUUAAAGAAGCAAUUAUAGCAGUUGGACAAGAGAGUUAUCCCCAAGCUUUGGAUGAUUACUCAUUUGAUGAAGACAGCAGUGACGCUUUAUCUCCAGAUCAGCCAGCUAGCCAGGAAUCCCAGGGUUCAGCAGCAUCUCCUGGUGAGCCAAAAACAAGUGACUCGCCAUCAUCAGUCACACCGAACACUACUUCUACCACACAGCAGUAUCUCUCAUUAACCUCUGCAGUCCCUGAAUUCCUAAAGCCUGCCCCCACCACUGAGCAGCACACUACACACUCUACAACUACUGCUACCACUCUGACCACAAAUACUCUAUCUGCAGCAAAGCCUGGGCCAACUUUGGUAAAGCAAAGCCACCCCAAGAACCCAAAUGACAAGCAUCGGAGCAAGAAAUGUAAAGAACCUAAGCCUAGGGUAAAGAAGUUGAAGUAUCAUCAAUAUAUCCCACCUGAUCAGAAAGGUGAGAAGAACGAGCCACAGAUGGACUCCAAUUAUGCUCGUUUACUACAGCAACAGCAGCUUUUUUUGCAGCUGCAGAUCCUGAGCCAACAGCAACAACACUACAACUACCAGACAAUUCUACCUGCACCGCUCAAACCUCUCAGUGACAAACAGAACAACAAUGGGAAUAUACCACUGACUACUUUGAGCAACAGCACACCUACGUCCGUAGCCUGCACACCAAGACAGAACAGUAAUAUUCCCAGCAGAAAACCAGGACCGCUUCCUUCAAGCUUGGAUGACCUGAAGGUAGCUGAACUGAAGAUGGAAUUGAAAUUAAGGGGAUUGCCAGUGUCUGGAACUAAAACAGAUCUUAUUGAGCGUCUAAAACCCUACCAAGAUCUUAAUAAUAAUGGUGUCAAUACUAAUAAAGUGGUUGCAAUAACCACUUCUACUGGUGUCAUCAGUAACACAGGGGAGGUAACUGUGGCAUUCCCUGUUACAACAUUAAAUAAAUCAGUGGGGAGCUUUCCUUCAGAAACGUCGUCUGCUGGAACUGGCUUCAAAUUAGCACAUACUGAAAGCAUUAGCUCCCCUUUGCCCAUUUCACCAUCUCCUUCAGAACAGUCAAGUCUGAGCACAGAUGACACAAACAUAACAGAUACUUUCACAGAAUUGAUGAGCAUGAUGUCACCGUCGCAGUUCUUAAGCACAUCACCUCUAAGAAUGACUGUGAAUGAAGAUAGUCCGAGUCAUGCCAGUGGAAGCAUUUCAAGCAUGGAGCUUGAUGCAGCAGAAAAGGACCGCAAGCUUCAAGAAAAAGAGAAGCAGAUUGAAGAGCUCAAAAGGAAACUGGAACAAGAACAGAAACUUGUGGAAGUACUGAAAAUGCAACUGGAGGUUGAAAAACGAGGUCAGCAGCAGCAGCAGCAAUCCCAGACUCCUGUUAACUCCAUAACUACGUUGGAUCAGAAACAGUUAAAUGCUGCUAUCAAAGAUGAAAACACUCUCACUGAUUGCUGUAGUCCAAGGCAACCAGUAUCUGUAACCAACCAUUCUUUAGGACAGCCAGUGUCUACUGGUGGCCAGAACCUAGUUGCUAAAAAGGCUGUUGUUAUCAAACAGGAGGUACCUUUGGCCAAAGCUGAACCACAGAAUGUAAUCUCUCAAUUCUAUGUGAGUUCACAGAGGCAGCCACAAACUGCAGUUGUUGCACAGCCUCAAGCCUUACUAGCUACCCAUGGAACAACACAGUUGCUACUCCCACUGUCUAUCCAAGGACCGAAUUCAGCCACUUCAGUGCAGCUACCAUUGGGCAAUAUACAGCUACAGGCUCAGUCACAAGCAGGAAUUCAGGCUUCCUCACAAGUAUCUGCGCCUGUUUCAUCUUCUGGUCUAGUUCAGACAGCAGCAGAGAUGCAUGGUCCACUAUCAAAACAAAGUACUGUCACCCAGUAUGUGCUCAGUCAGGCCCAACAAAUCAGAAAGGUUUUCCCAUCUAAUACAUCAAAUGCAGUAUUUCCCUAUCAAAAUCCACCAGUUACAACACUACAGCAGCCUUUUAUCAAUAAGGCAUUAAACACUAGCCUCGAUGCUGCGAAGAACCAGGUUCCCUCAGUGCAAAAUGGACCCAGUAAGCCUGACUCACCAUCUGAGUCCCAACCAUAUAUCAUACAACAUUCUCUAUUCAGCAAUCCAGUAACCAAGACAAAAGACCCUCCACGUUAUGAAGAGGCCAUAAAACAAACCCGCAACAUGCAGGCAUGUCAGCGAGAGAUUUCAAAUGCACACAGUCAGCAGAUGGAUGAUCUCUUUGAUAUCCUCAUUAAGAGUGGAGAGAUUUCCCUCCCUAUAAAAGAGGAACCAUCUCCCAUUUCCAAAAUGAGACCAGUUACAGCCAAUAUCACCACAAUGCCAGUGAACACAGUGGUAUCUCGCCCACCACCACAAGUCCAAAUGGCACCUCCUAUGUCUUUAGAACCAACAAACAGUUUGUCUAUAAGUUUGGAGAACCAACUUGAAGCUCUCUUGGAUGGAACUUUACCUUCAGGUAAUGAAAUUCCUCAACUAACAAGCAGUAGUGAGGACAGAGAAUCAUUUUCUCUGAUUGAAGAUCUUCAGAAUGAUCUGCUUAAUCACUCCAGCAUGCUUGAUCAUGCUCAUUCGCCAAUGGAAACAGCUGACCAACAAUUCACUGCUAAUAGUUCCUGUUUAUCUCUUGACCUUCCUGACACAAAUUUAGACAAUAUGGAGUGGUUAGACAUUACCAUGCCCAAUUCCUCAUCGGGGCUUACUCCUCUGAGCUCUGCUGCCCCAAGUAUGUUUUCCACUGACUUUCUAGAUCCACAAGACCUACAGCUGCACUGGGAUUAAGCUAUAGAGGUGCAGCAAAUUAAAAUUUGACUUUAUCUGUUUACAGUAUAUGUUCUUUAUGACACAAUUCUGGUUGCAAUUAAGGUAAAUUACCACAAAAUGAUUGGGAAGGAGAAAUGCUUGAUGCUAAUUCUGCAUUUAUGUUGAAGUAUACAAGUAAGUUUCUUUACCCUUCUAUCAAUAAUGCAGAUCAGAGCCAUCUGGAAAUUAUACUUCACAGGUCAAGAGAGAAUGAUUGUAGUUAUUGAUGAAAAGUACCACCCAGAAGAAAGCAGGAAAAAAAAGUGUAUAUAGGAAAUAGCAUUGACAUAUCUUCAUAAUGCUCAAACGAACUGCAAAACGUGUGGUCAUUUGAUUAGACUUUAAACAGAAGAAAAAUAGUGCAAUCAGAUUUCAACCUACUGUACCAAUAAAGAGUAAACAUUGUUUGAGGGAAGGUCAGAUAUCACUGCACUUGAUUGUUCCUGUGGACAGCCUGAGCCAAGAUCAAGAGGCAUUGUAAGGGCAAAGGCAACUAAAAGCACUGGCUGGUUCAGUGAAAUUUCACUUGUCUAGAGUUUUUAAAUUUGUUCAAGUUGUAUUUGUAUUUUAUUUUAUUUUAUUUUCUGUGACUUUUAGAAAACUCUUACUCUAUUUCAAUUUUAAAUCCUGAGGGAAGAACUUAACUGCAGCCAAAGGGAUAUUUUAAAUGUAAUUGCACACAAUCCACUGUAGCAAGGCCAGGUAUAUUGAGAACACUGAAUUUUCUAUAGCAACACUUUGGAUUUAUUAGAUAUGUGUAUAUCAGACAGUUAUUUGUAUACUUUUUACCUUUGUGACUUGUACAGCUUAUUUUUGUGAAGGCAGAGUAGCAGUGGUCACCAAACCAACAGACUAUAGUAUUCUAAGAAUAUUUAAUAUCCAAAGUUUACUUCCAUUGUUUCAGAGACUAUUUGCUAGAGACAUUCAUCUAGCCAAAUAUCUCAAAGAAUCAUUUCAGGAUAGUAAAAUGUUUACAGGACAAUACAAGAGGGGUUCCAUAUAAUUGUUGUAGGCCCUGAUCUUGCAAACAUUUAUGGACAUGAGUAAGACAUGCUGACCGCAAUUAAAAUUUUUGCAGAAUCAAGGUCAGAAUUCAUAGGAUGUACUGACAAGAUAGGCAACUUUAAUCUCUUAAGAUAGCGACAUACCCACUCCCUAACCCCUGAACAUCUUAGAUAAAAGUUGUUCAGGAGCAAUGAAAAAAUAGAAAAGCUUCAAGAUGUAAAAUUCAACACUAUUAAAAAAAAUAGAAUAAAUGAUUGUAGCAAAAAACAGUACUUAGUUGAGGGCAUGCUGGAUUGGUGGUGAUGGGUAUACAGUAACAAAUGACAACCCCCUAAUUUGCUCCUUGUAGAAUUUCUAACUUUUUAGAAACUAACAUGAAAAUACUUUGAAAAACAAACCAGAAUGAAAUAUUCUAGAACUCUAUUUUAUUUCUCAUACAAUAACUUUAACAGUAUUGCUGUAACUAAUGCAUACAUAUUCUCACAAAGUUAAGAUCAGAAAUAAAGCAAUUUCUGGGCUGAAAAUGGGUCUCAGUUCAGAAACAGGUUUCAGAGUAGCAGCCGUGUUAGUCUGUAUCCGCAAAAAGAACAGGAGUACUUGUGGCACCUUAGAGACUAACACAUUUAUUUGAGCAUAAGUUUUCGUGGGCUACAGCCUACUUCAUUGGAUGCAUAGAAUGGAACAUAUACUAAGGAGAUAUAUAUACACAUACAGAGAACAUGAAAAGGUGGGAGUUGCCCUACCAACUCUAAGAGGCUAAUUAAUUAAGAUGAGCAAUUAUCAGCAGGAGAAAAAAAAAACUUUAGUGAUUAAUCAAGAUGGCCCAUUUCAGACACUUUGACAAGAAAGUAUGAGGAUACUUAAUUGUUUUUUCAGUUUCAAAAAUAACAUUUAGCAAGUGAUUAGUGCACAAUGUGGUAUGAAAGCUUAUGUCAUUUUGCAGAGGUAAACUGAUAUCAAAGAAAUGAUGGAAACAAACUAAAAGUGGUUGCUGUUAACUGUACAGUAACCAUACCAAAAUGAACUUUCAAAAUGGCUGUCAGUACGUCUAGCUUAUAAUAGUCCAAAUUCUUAUAAUUACUUAAUUACCAAUCAUGAAGUGUGAGCCAUUAGUUCUGCUUGGGCAGAGUUCAGCUGACUAAGUAUAAACACAGAAAUGCAGACUAAUGGAUUACUUUGCAGACUUGGGGACUAAAUUAGCAUGUGUACUUUUUGGGAUAGAUCAGAUCAACAUUUAAAAACUAAUUACAUAUCUUUAUAUGAAAAUGUUUGCAAACAUUUCAUAAAAGGCCACACUUAUGAAGAUGCCAAUUCAUACAUGUAGUUUGGUUUUAAACAUAAACAUUCUAAAGAAAAUGUCUGUCAUAUUAACAAAAAGCAAAGAAAUUCAAAGUUGAGGGAUAGGAUGCUAUCCUUAUUCCUCGCUGUUGUGCCUAGAUACUGCCAGGAGUAGUUGUGCAUACAAUACUUGGGUACAAUGUUACAUAUGGACUGUCUGCCUUAAAUUUUGAUUGUCUUGGCUUUGGCAUUAUAUAUACUGUUACUUAUGUGUAGUAUUUUGCUUUUAAUAUUGAUGAUUAGAGUAGGGUUCUUCAGACAAUAAAUGAACAAAUACCCUGACCUUUACUCAUUCCACUUGGUGACACUCUCUUGGGGGCUGAUCCUAUGAGGUGCUAAGUGCCUCCUCUGAGCUCCUGAUUCUUCUCUUCGUUUAAGUAAAAUCUGAGAACACAGUUAAAGGCACUCAGCACCUUGGAGGAAUAGGUGCUUGGUCUGGUAGCUAGACCUGUGUAUGAAAUUUAUAUUGUUCUAUGCUACUACGUUAGUAUAUUAUAUAUGAUACUGUAUGAAAAAUGUGCAGGGUGAAAUGUGACAACAGACCAAAGACGGUAGUAAUGGCCCCUUUUGUCUUUGCCUUCUGUUUAAAUGAUGGUGAUUUUAACUAAAAUCAGUUUUCUAGUUGAGGAAAUACUAUUUUUUUGAUGUGCAUGUAAAUACAGCUUCAUACUGGCAAUAUUGUAUAGUAUAUUGCUAUACCAAUACCCUUAUUGGCAAUGUAGAAUGUUAACAAACCCACAGGAAUCUGUGUGCAGGAAAAAAAAAAUCCCAUAUAUCUAAAAUGUGCUGAUAGCAGUACAGAAUUGCUUUCUGCUUAUAUUGUCUCAAUUCACGUAAAACUAAGGAAUUAGUAUAUUGUCUUUGAAACAGAAAUGUGGUUUUGUAUAAUUCAGAAUUACUUGUAUUCUAAAACCUUAUACACACACAUAGCUAUAUGUAUGUUCGCUUUAGAGUGUAUGUUGUAAAAUGUGCUGCAGUAUUUGCCAUAUUCAUACAUACAUGGCAUUGUGGAAACAUUUUCUUGUGCAUGUUUUAAAUGAUCAUUUUUGUAAUAUAAAAAAGACAGUCAUUGUUAAAGAUUUGUACAGACUUGUGACUGCUACCACUACAGUGGUAUUUCUCAUUGUGAGAACAGUUGCACUUGCAAAAGAAUGCACUGAUACCAAAUUCACCAAGCUAGGGAAAGUAAACUAACAAAACAUGGUUCCUGUGAACUGCGCUGUUAGUGGAUGGUAACAUUACAAUUAAGGAUACCAUUUUUAUCACUGAAUUUACCACAGAAACAGUGUUUCUUCUGCACUUCUAGUGCCCUUCAAUACUUAGCAAGGCAUAUAAGUUUACAAGAUACACUUACAUGCCAUUUUUCUUGAAUACUAAACAGUUAAUUAUCUCUGUCAAAUGUAAAAGGCUUUUGAAUGGCAGAAUUUAUGGCAAUUGUUCUCUGCGCAACCUAGAACCCAAUUCUGAAACCUGAACUUGCAACAGUGAGGGUUUUCAGAAUCAGGUUUUUAAAGAGCUAAGUGCCACAGAAUUUAGGAAGAACUUCCUACUCCUAUGCUGAAAUCUUUUUUUAAACAGUUAUUAAAAUAUAGUUAGUUCACCGAGGUGACCUUAAGGUAGGUAAGCAGGUAUAUAAAAUAAGCAACAUAUGGAUGUGUUCUAUUGGUAUUUGGCUAUCUGCCAAUAUACAAAGCACAUUUGUAUGGCUGAAACCUGUUAACAGAUAGGCAACAUAAUUGAUAACCCAGCACAAGCUGUCCAACUGCUCUAGGUCACAAAAGACGACCCACUGUAAUCACAGAAUACUUUAACUGGAAGGGCCUUGUAAAGCUGAUUAAUGCACAAUCAUUUAUUUGGAUUGCAUCCUAAUUUUUUUUUAAACUGGAAAAUAAAUAUUAGAACAUAGUGCCACAAAAUUCUGAAUAAAGAACCCUUAAAUGUUGAAACACUUUACUGUUGCAGAACUGUUAAAUUUUUUAAUCUGUUCUCCUAUCACCUUUCUUGUCAAUCAGAUAACAUAGCUGUAAAGAGACUAAGUGGAAUGUGAAAAAAAAUGUUCACAGAAGAUGCACUGCAACUAGAGAACAUGCAUAAGAGGAUCAUUAUCUGAGCUCUCAAAUCUAAUUAACUGUAUAUUUAAACAGUCCCCUUUUACAUCAACUUAUUAAAUGUAAAAGGAAAUUGGAAGCAAGCACUGAAGUUCAUGCUUCAGUGCAGUUCCACAUUAGAAAAGGAGAGACAUUGUUACUGCAUUCUGCAAUGUCUGAGAUUGAAUGCAAGGAAUUUUCUUAUCCAGUGUGUAAACGUAGCUUUAGAAAUCUAGCAAUCGUCUGUUUGAGGGCUACGUUUCAGCAAAGAAUAGUAACAAGUACACCUUUAUACUACAGUAUAACAAAAAAAAAUUUUUUUUGUAAGAAUACUGCUUAGAUAAUCAAAAGGAGAUACACAGCCUCAAAUAAAAUAAUAGGAACCAAAGCAUUGUCAUUUAUAUUGCCAAAGGAGGCAUUUUGUAUUUUAAAGAAAAAAAGUCAAUCCCAAAAAGUAUUAUCCACUUACUUAGUUAUACUUUUUAAAAAUUAAGGAUGUAGAUAUUUCUGAAGUUGUUUUUGAUGUUAACAGCACACAUUUGUUGUUUUGUUUGAGAAAUUGUAUUAAGUAAUAUCUGGUUUCUUUCUCCAUUGUUGCUUGCAGUAGAAAUAAUGCUUAGCGUGAUAGGUGUUUCUCUUCUUAUUUUCAUAGUCACAAUUAUGUCUUAGCAUCUCACUUUAUGAAAAAAAGAAGAAAGAUACUAAUCUAUGGAGCUCUCUUCAUUUAAGCACUAGUUUAUUAAAUAAAAAUUAUGGCAAUCAGGAUGUCCAUAUAUGUAUUGCCUUUCUAUAAGAAACCAGGAUGCCUUUGUAUUUGCUGUUUGCACCCCUGAGAUAAAUUCCAUAUCUUUGAAUGCCAUAUGUUUUGCACAUUGUACUGUAUAUAUGUAAUGCAUACUGUAUUUUUAUAUGUGUAGUACAUUUAACAAAUAUUUUGUACAUAGUGGCAACAUUGUAGCUACUGAGGAAAUGUUUGACAUCAGCAUUUUUGCUAUGUGUCUCAAAUAAAAAAGAUAAACUGUG